CCCUAACGCGGUGACGUAUGUGACGUCACGACGCCUGUGACUUGUGACUUGCGAAAUGGAGAAAGAAACCGAGAACAAGGCUCAGCCCUAUGGUUUUGUUCUUUCAUCAAACACAAAUAUCGAUAAGCGGGGCAGUGUUGACAACAGCGGACUGGAUAGAAAAGAAGAAGCCACGGGAGACUUUGUGAAAUGCGGUUCUCGGUAGGAUGAUCAGUAAUCACGAAGACGAUGAGUUUGUUGCAGUGCGAGUCCAAGAUCCCCGCAUUCAGAACGAGGGUUCUUGGAAUUCAUAUGUCGACUACAAAAUAUUCCUACAUACCAACAGCAAAGCCUUCACGGCCAAGACGUCCUGCGUUCGGCGGCGCUACAGCGAGUUUGAGUGGCUCAGGAAGAAGCUGCAGAAGAAUGCAGGCUUGGUUCCAGUCCCGGAUCUUCCUGGAAAAUCCUUCUUCUCCUUCAACAAUGAGGACUUUCUGGAGAAAAGGCRGAGGGGACUCCAAGUCUUCCUGGACAAAGUGGUGCACACUACCGUGUGUCUGUCGGACAGCCAGCUCCACCUCUUCCUGCAGACCCAGCUGCCGGUCGGUCACAUCCAGGACUGCGUCCAGGGACUGACGCCGUACUCGGUGACGGACGCCAUCCUCACCUACGCCUCGUCCAACCGGGGACUGGCUCAGGCUCAGCAGGAGGACUCCAUCAGGGAGCCCGGACUCACCGUCUCUUACGAGUCCAUGGAAAGUCCGGCUCCUCACCUGCCUUCCCUGCAACUGAACACAACUCUCGGCUCCAAACCAGCGACCGGUGGGGAUCCGGACCCUCUGGAAGACAUAUUGGAGCUCUGUGAGCAGAGGCCGGAUGAAACGCAGCGCAGGGGAAACGCCUCGAUAAGGAUCUCCCAGAGGAGCGACCGGCUGGAGGCCGUUGUGGAGGACGCCGGCUCCACACGCGCUUCCUUCUACGUGGGCGAGAUCCUGGACGACUCGGGGAGCCUCAGCCCCUCAGAGCACAGCUGCGUGAUUCAGACUCCCGUGGAGGUGCACUCACCCAUGGAAACGGGCUUUGAAGACGGCGGCGAAGACAAAACCGAAGAAAGGAAAAACUCAGAGUCUGAAAUUAGUGAGGCUUCUGCGAUGGACAAUAAUAACGUGGAAGUUGUGGAAUGCCUCUCCGAGACGCCCGAAGGUCGCCUCGUAGAAACCGAAACGUAUGGCAAACGAGGCGAUGAAUCAAACAAGGUGCCCCUUGAGUCUGGAGCUCAGGCGGAGAGUCAGAACGUGAGCGGCGAGUCAGAGGCCGAUCUCAGCGACUCAUGCCGACGUAUCCACCGAGAGGAAACUGAAAACGAGGACAGAGGCGAGAGCGACGAGGACAGCCGCUCGUUGCUGUCCUCCAACGAGAGCAUCAUCCGGUGCAGCGAGGAGGAGAGUCUGGGCGAGGAGACGGACGACUCCGUGCGGGUGAAGUCGUCUCCGGACAAGGCCAAGGACCGGUCAGAGCUGGAGGGCUCCAGUCAGAACAUUUUGUACAUCAACGGAUUUAAGGAGAACAAAGCGGACGCUGAGGACUGGGAGGAUAAUGACCAGCAGUACACAACUCCAGAGCCUAAACCAGCCGCUUCUGGCGGAGAGCUGACUGAAAACUGUGACUUUAGCAUCUUGGAGAACAGCUGUCAGUCCGGAGCAGAUGAAGGCGAAUUUACAGUGCAGGAAGCUCCGGCCUCGAUACCUUUGGAGGGAUCAGAGGAGGCCGAGGAGGCGUAGGUGCAUCAGUGGAGCUAAACUUACUCUGGCUGCUGCGCCAUCACUGAGCCAGAACCAUGGGUCUUUAGUCUCUUCUGCCAAAGAAACGUUAACAAGGCACAAACAAAGAGAUAUUCUGUUACAUGAAACCUAAAUACACAGUGCCUUGCAAUAGGAUUUAUGCUCUUUAAACUUUUUCAUAUAUACACAUUUAUGUUUGCUGCAAACAGAAACUUAAGCAUAUUUCAUUGGGAUUCUGCUACAGACCAGGACAAAGUAGCGUCACAUUUCACAGACACCUAAAAAAAGUGUUGUAUGCAUUUUUAUUUUGAACUUUACAUCAAUAGUAGUUUUAAAACUAUAUAAUUUACAAUUAUGCACAACUUUGUGUUGGUCUGCCACCUUAAAUCCCAAUAAAAUACAUUUAAAGUUUGUACUUGUGACAAAAGUACAAGGGGUAUGAAUACUUCUGUAAGGCAUAAGUCAUCUUCACAAUGUUUAAUCACCGUCAAGAAAGGGCAUAUUAAUACAAGAUCAAAAGAUUUAAGUUCUCUUCUCUUUUUGCUGCUGCAGCUUUUAAAAAUAGCUGAUCGGAUAAAAAGAACUAAGAAAAAAAAACACGUUUUUCAUCAGUUUGAUCAAGCUGAUUUAUUUAUCUUGACCACCAGAGGGCACUAGACGUACAGAGUUCACAAAAAGAUGCUGCUUAAUUCCUAUUAUUUGCCAACAUCUUAAACACAAUUUGAAUGAAGGAGAUACACUGAAUGAAGGAGAUACACUGGAAUAAUGAGAUAAAGUGUUUAAAAUAGAUUGUUUUCCCAGA
Poecilia reticulata (guppy) is the source of this 2562-nucleotide messenger RNA. It is a transcript of the gene snx11, whose product is annotated as sorting nexin 11. Gene Ontology annotation, molecular function: phosphatidylinositol phosphate binding. Gene Ontology annotation, cellular component: endosome. Gene Ontology annotation, biological process: vesicle organization; intracellular protein transport. NCBI's taxonomy places the organism in Eukaryota, Metazoa, Chordata, Actinopteri, Cyprinodontiformes, Poeciliidae. The record is from RefSeq and is a predicted model, not a curated record.